Messenger RNA from Temnothorax curvispinosus, 4886 nucleotides. It is a transcript of the gene MTA1-like, whose product is annotated as metastasis-associated protein MTA3. Gene Ontology annotation, molecular function: transcription coactivator activity; transcription corepressor activity; chromatin binding. The record is from RefSeq and is a predicted model, not a curated record. Gene Ontology annotation, cellular component: NuRD complex; nucleoplasm. Gene Ontology annotation, biological process: negative regulation of transcription by RNA polymerase II. The transcript has 11 exons. Lineage: Eukaryota; Metazoa; Arthropoda; Insecta; Hymenoptera; Formicidae. Bases 1257 to 3803 code for a protein of 848 amino acids.
GCGCCGGGGAGUGCGUUGGCUUCUCGCGACUCGCACAGGCGCGGGCGAGCGGUGCGGUGGAUCGCGAGUCAAAAAGGGACGUGGUACUAUCGCGACGCGGCGACCGUGGACGCCGCUCGAGAGUGUGCGAACGGGUGAGGUGGGUCUCUCGCGGACGCGGACAGCGGGACACGUAAUAGGUGCGCGGUGUAACUUCGCACGGACAGGACGGACGGCCGACUCGGGGUCCCGGUGGCGGCGAGAGGCAACUCCGGCGCAGCCCCUCGGUCCGCGCGCGUUAGCGGCUCGCGCUCGCCGCCGCGACGAACGAAAAUGGCGGGCCGUGUCGGCCUCGAUGCUACGAGCGGCGGCAGCGGCGGUCGCCGACGACCUUGUUAGCCCCCGCGUCUAGCACGGUGACACGUGUGUGCGAGCUUGACGACGAGACGGUCGCGUGAAUCGACGCCGACCGUACGGGGGAUUUUCCCGCCCUCCCGGUGUGUUGCGUGCUGCGUGUCGCACGCACGCAUACACGGACGGACGCACGCACGCACGCAGGAACGCACGCACGUUUCUUCACGGGUACGUACGCAUUCACGCAUUUACGCACGCACGCUCGCUCGUUCGUCCGUCGUCGGGUAAGCGUGUCGUUGAAAAACGGAACGAGCCGAACGGAACCGCGGAACGUUAUAUCUGAGUGUUGUGAAUAACAGUUCGACGGUGGGCAGCACGCACAUAGUACUCCGGCUCGCGGGAGAGAAGGAGACGGAGAAGACACAGGUAGCGACCGUGCGAACCCCCGCAGGUGGGAGGAAGGGAGGGCAGGAAGGAAGGAAGGAGAGAAAGAGAGAGAAAGAGACGGAGCGGAAAGAGGGAGAGACGGAGGAGGACGGAGAUAGGGCAAUAGAAAGAGCGAAACCCCCCCCCUCCCCUCUCCUCCCCGGGAGAGAGAGAACAGAGACAGACGGACAGAGGACGCACUGGCGGCGAGAGGCAGACGGCAACGAAAGUUUAAUAGUGGCGGAUCGACGAUGGGCAAACAAACACGAUGGAGUGAGUUCGCCGCGAGGUGUUGACCGUGCCGUUCAGGUGACGAAAGAGAGAGAAAAAUACGAGUGAGUACGCGGGGAACUGCCGGAGUAAGAUAGAGAGCGACGGUGAUAAUUAGACGGAGGGAGAGAGAGAAAGAGGGAGACAGAGAGUGCGAGAGUGCCGCGAUCGGCGGCAGCGACCGCGGGGGAUUGUAACACACGUUGCGGGAGGACGACGAAGUCUUGAUGCCGAUGCCGGCCGAAUACCACGAGGGCCACAGUAACCACGAGAACGCCAAUUUCGCUCUCGGGUCCACGCAGGACGCCAACGACAUGACGGCCAACAUGUACCGGGUGGGAGAUUACGUGUAUUUCGAGACUGCCACCUCGUCGCCGUAUCAGAUUAGGAGGAUAGAAGAAUUAAAUAAGACCGCGAACGGGAAUGUGGAGGCAAAAGUCAUGUGUUUCUUCAGGCGGAGGGAUUUGCCGGCUACCUUAGUUAUGCUGGCGGACAAACAUCAAUGGAUGGAAGAAAGUGUUCCUGGAGGAGUAACGGAGUUAAGUUCUAAGCAACGUCACCAAAUGAAACACAGGGAACUGUUUUUAUCGCGGCAAGUGGAGACGAUGCCCGCCACGCACAUUAGGGGCAAAUGCUGCGUUACGUUAUUGAAUGAAACCGAAUCCUUGACGAGCUACCUGAACAAGGAGGAUUCGUUUUUUUAUUGCUUAGUAUUUGAUCCUGCUCAACGUACUUUGCUUGCUGACAAAGGCGAAAUUAGAGUAGGUAAUAGAUAUCAAGCAACAGAUAUACCGGCGGUUUUGACGCUUGCGGAGAGAGAGGCGGAUUCUCGCAGGUUACAAGACUUGGAGACCUUGGUUUGGACUCCGAGACACAAUUUGACAGAUCGUCAAAUUGAUCAAUUCCUCGUCGUUAGCAGAUCAGUAGGCACCUUCGCGAGAGCCUUAGACUGUUCGUCCUCCAUUAAGCAGCCCUCCUUGCAUAUGUCCGCAGCUGCUGCAUCUAGAGACAUCACUCUGUUUCACGCGAUGGAUACAUUGCACCUGCAUGCCUAUGACUUAUCGAAUGCCUUAGCGUCUCUAGUACCUAGCACCGGCCCCGUAUUGUGCCGGGACGAGAUGGAAGAAUGGAGCGCGUCCGAGGCGAAUCUGUUCGAAGAGGCGCUCGAGAAAUAUGGGAAGGAUUUCGCCGACAUACGAGCGGACUUUUUACCGUGGAAAACGCUGAAGAAUGUAAUUGAGUACUAUUACAUGUGGAAAACGACGGAUCGGUAUGUCCAACAGAAAAGAGUAAAAGCUGUAGAGGCGGAAAGUAAACUGAAGCAGGUAUACAUACCGAAUUACAACAAGAGUCCCGCGUCGACAACCGCUCCUUCCACCGCCACGAUUGUACCUCUGGGCAAUAGUAACAACAACAACAACGGAAAGCCGACCAGCAUUUUGAACGGUAAUAGUAACGGCAGUAUGGUGGGCGACAAUUCUGGAAUACUUAUGGUCGGAGUCGGUGGGAAGCCAUGCGAGAGUUGUCAAGUCGUCCAAAGUCCACAGUGGUAUGCCUGGGGACCACCGCACAUGCAGUACCGUCUCUGUCAACCCUGUUGGACAUAUUGGAAGAAGUACGGAGGGCUCAAGGUGCCGUCGCGCAUAGACGACGUCGAUCUCGAAAGGAAACGUGCUGGCGCCGGAUCGGAUGAAGAGAGCAAAGGGGUGGGCGGCGCGCACAGGCCGCAUCGAUGCAGCAUUCCCACCUGUGGCAAGGAGUUCAAACUGAAGGCUCACCUGAGCCGUCACUAUGCGAGCGCACAUGGAGUGGAUCUGCGCGGCGCCGCCGGAAGCGGCGGCGGCGGCGGCGGAUCGCCGCGACCGGUCAUGAAGACCCGGUCCGCAUUCUACUUGCGCACCUCCUUGUUGGCGCGUGCCGCGCGACGUCUGUGCGCUGUGCAAUUGCGCACACGUCACGCCGCGCGGGCGCCCCAUCAGCCGGUGAAUGCCGCGCCGUUGCGGCACCUAUGCGCCCAGCUAGCAUCCAAGACACCUUCGGAGCUACGUCUCCUUUCACGCGCCGUACGACUUCGGACGCGUCCUAAAGUGAUCGACAUCGCCUCGCGCCUAGGCGAUCAUCCAGCACCACGGCAACCCGGCGACUGGGACUGGCUGACAUUGACUUCCCCGGCGCAACGCAAGCAGCCCGAUCGAGUCUCAUUUCCACGUCCGCCAAAAGCACCGGAUGGCAGUCUUUUAUACGAGAGGGUACCAAACAAGCCUGAGGUGGACAGGCUCACGUUGACGCCACCCCAGCCGCAGCCUGUCAUGUCGACCCAGCAGAAUAUCUUGAAACGCCCAAGACCGUUCGACGAAAUCAACGGUUCAGAUGGUAUCGCCCUGAACGCAGGGCUCCCUUCUGGCGCACCACCCACGAAAAGAACUCAUCAUCCACAGCAACUGCAUCCGAAGCACACGCUGGAGCACCCCGCGCCCGCAGUUCUUCCUCUUGCGCCACCUCUCAAUGGUAGGGCUUCUCAUCCACAUACGCUGCCUCAUGGUCCACCGCUAUCCAGAAGUAACGCGCGUAAACAAGUCAUGUCGUGGAUGGAUGCGCCUGAUGAUGUCUACUUCCGCGCCACCGAACAGAUCAAAAGAGCCAGAAGAGCCCUGUCCUCGGUAGAGUUACGAAGAGCGGCACGCAAACCGUGGCGCAGAAUGUCGCUUCCCCUGAAUCCGCUUCACCUCCAAAGAGCAGGUCGUCAAGAUGACAUGGUUGUUAUCUUGGAUUGAAUCCGCACAAUCAGGACGAACACAAUCGGACGAUAUUGUAUUGUCGGUUCACUAAUUGCAAAGCGUGACGCUGUUAACGUAAUCUUUAAUCAAGUGAAGUUACAUAUAGUGAAGAUCACAGUUUUGUGUAUUGUCAUCGAUAGCUCCGAUCGAGCAACAAUCGUUAACUUUAGAAUCGGAAGAUUUCGAAAGCUCCUCCAUGACGAGAUUUCUUUUUUUUCUCUUGGAAGACGAGCAAAUCGUGUGGUAAUAGAAAAGAAAGGCCUCGCUUGACCGAACGUGUAUGUUGAACAAUCGAGAACAUCGUUGAACUGUAACGACUUCACUACUUAUGGAGUACUAUUGAAGAAUUAAUGUUCAGCGAACUAAGUCAUUCAACGUGAAACAUGAUUUUCUAUCCGUAUUAAUUAUUGUUGUUAUUAAUAAUAAUUAUUAAUAAUUGAAUGUACAUAUACAUUAUACUACACACAUAGCCAUGCAACAUAACACACAGCUAUGCGACACGACAAACACAAUACACACAUAUACACACAUUUCACAAACACACUCUUAAUAUAUACAUGGACACAUCCAAGUACCAAAAUUUGGUAUGAAUUUAAUAGCGAUAAAAAAAUAUUGGCCGAUAUCUGCGGAUAAGCUCAUGAACAGUUGUGCGCAGAACACACAAUGGUAGUACAAUUUUCGAAUAACAUUUGGAACGGAGUAUAUUUCUAAGUAUAACAUACUUCCAAAUCGAUACCAAUAUGUUUUUCGGAAGUUAAUUACUCGAGCGUUGUAUUUUCUGAGCGCAACUAACGUUACGGCCGUGCAGGUAAAAGAGACGAAUGUCUGAUCGGAAGCGAAUGCGUUAGGGAGAAAAAGAGUAAGCGAGAGAGAGAGAGAGAGAAAGAGAGUGUGCGCGAGAGAAUAUGUAACCGAGCGAGAGAACAUGUAACCAAGUGAGAGAAUAUGUAAUCGAGUGAGAGAGAAUGAAUUAGUACGUAUGGGAGACAGAAAGAAGGAGUGCUCACUGUGAAUAUUUUUAUUAAAUUUUCAAGUUUGAUGACUUCCGUCUAAAAAAUUAAUAAAUAAACAUAAGCAUAA